This is a messenger RNA of Aspergillus fumigatus Af293, 1215 nucleotides long. RefSeq names its product Zn(II)2Cys6 transcription factor domain-containing protein. The record is from RefSeq and is a predicted model, not a curated record. Gene Ontology annotation, molecular function: DNA-binding transcription activator activity, RNA polymerase II-specific; zinc ion binding. NCBI's taxonomy places the organism in Eukaryota, Fungi, Ascomycota, Eurotiomycetes, Eurotiales, Aspergillaceae. Gene Ontology annotation, biological process: regulation of transcription by RNA polymerase II.
AUGAUUCAUCGAUCCCUCAGCCGAACUUUAACCCCUGUCCAGUUACGCCGUCGAUAUUGUAACCGGAGACUGUUGGCAAUGUCAAGUACACUACCCGUAAGAGGUCGUCGGACACAUCGCAAAUCACGGCAUGGCUGCCAGCAAUGCAAGGCCAGGAAAAUCAAAUGUGAUGAAGCCAAGCCAACUUGUAGAAACUGCACCAAACACGCCGUGGACUGCACAUAUUCCCUGCCAAGUGGAGGAAGUCCCGCACAAUCUCAUAGGAGCGAAAGAACAUCCCCGCAGGCGUCCAAACCGAGCCACUGCGAAUGUUCAGACUUGGCAGUGCACGACUUGGAGCUCCUACAUCAUUUUUCUACGUCCACUGCCUACACCUUCUCUCGAAAUCCAGCGCUGCAAACCUUCUGGCGAGUUGACGCACCGCAGCUCGGAUUCGGUGCCCACUACACGCUGCGAGCAAUGUUAGCCAUAUCUGCCCUCCACUUGGCCUACCUACGACCCACACAAAAGCAAUUCUACGUGUCUCAAGCAGAGCACCAUCACAGCGUGGCCUUGACAUUUGUGACCUCAAAUAUGACACGAUUAAUGAACGAGAAUAGCUCAGCGCUGUUCUUGUUCUCCAUCCUCACUAGCUAUUUCUCCUGCGCCAAGCCCCGCAAACUCGACGACCUGCUUCUCUUCCAGCAGGGGCGUAUCUCCGAAUGGCUGGUCCUCUUCCGCGGAACGGGGGCAAUAAUCGAAUAUGCGCAGGAGGAACUCCGCUCCGGACCGCUGGCAGCGUUACUGGGUAUUCGGCAACGCCGAUCUGACUAUCGCAACAGCCUCCCGACCCAGGGGCAAGCCUUCAUGGACGACUUGGAGGAGUUGAUCCGAGAAGAAGUCAAAGAGCAGCAGGAAUUACAGGUUUAUCUCGGAGCAAUACAGGAAAUGAGGGUAUCGUAUGCGCUGUGGUCUGAUAUCGGGAUGUGGGAGACGGGAGAUGUCCUUGUCUGGCUGCUGCGAGUAUCAGAGGAGUUUCUGACUCUCCUUCGGGAGCAGCGAUAUGUGGCGCUGGUGAUUUUUGGGUACUUCUGUCCUUUGCUGCGCCGGUUGGAGUGGAUGUGGUGGUUGGAGGGGUGGAGUGUGCAUUUACUUUCUCGGAUCCAUGGGUUGCUGGAUCAGGAGCAUCGCACUUGGAUCCAGUGGCCGAUGGAGCAGCUGGGGUGGCGGCCGUGA